Galeopterus variegatus (Sunda flying lemur) is the source of this 813-nucleotide messenger RNA. RefSeq names its product SPARC-related modular calcium-binding protein 1-like. Gene Ontology annotation, molecular function: protein binding; extracellular matrix binding; heparin binding. Gene Ontology annotation, cellular component: basement membrane. The annotation marks the transcript as partial. The transcript is spliced from 7 exons. NCBI's taxonomy places the organism in Eukaryota, Metazoa, Chordata, Mammalia, Dermoptera, Cynocephalidae. The record is from RefSeq and is a predicted model, not a curated record. Gene Ontology annotation, biological process: extracellular matrix organization.
UUUCUAAUAAGUGACCGUGAUGCUCAGUGCAACCUCCACUGCUCCAGGACUCAGCCCAAACCCAUCUGUGCCUCCGACGGCAGGUCCUAUGAGUCCAUGUGUGAGUACCAGCGAGCCAAGUGCCGAGACCCAACCCUGGGUGUGGUGCAUCGAGGUAGAUGCAAAGAUGCUGGCCAGAGCAAGUGUCGCUUGGAGCGGGCUCAAGCCCUGGAGCAGGCCAAGAAGCCUCAGGAGACUGUGUUUGUCCCGGAGUGUGGCGAGGACGGCUCCUUUACUCAGGUGCAGUGCCAUACUUACACGGGGUACUGCUGGUGUGUCACCCCAGAUGGGAAGCCCAUCAGUGGCUCUUCUGUGCAGAAUAAAACUCCUGUAUGUUCAGGUUCGGUCACCGACAAGCCCUUGAGCCAGGGUAACUCAGGAAGGAAAGAUGACGGGUCUAAGCCAACACCCACGAUGGAGACUCAGCCAGUGUUCGAUGGAGAUGAGAUCACAGCUCCCACUCUAUGGAUUAAGCACUUGGUAAUCAAGGACUCCAAACUGAAUAAUACGAACGUGAGGAAUUCAGAAGAACUUGAAAGAAGAAUGGCUGGGCAUAAAGAAGUUGGACUUCAAGUGUCGAGAGACAUGGUUCUGUGUGUUUUGAAGACUGUAAAUAGCUGCUUACCGUCAUAUCUUCUAGUCUGAUCUUUUGGGGGUCUUUGAGUGGUCAGGUUUUGGCACUUGUAGAAAGGUGGUAAUUUUUGAAGACUGAUAAUAUUUGUAGGAUUUAUUUGUAGAGUUUAUUUGCCAUCAAUAAAGACCAAAUUCAAUAAA